Amoebophrya sp. A120 is the source of this 3572-nucleotide messenger RNA. The record is from the annotation of a GenBank genome assembly. NCBI's taxonomy places the organism in Eukaryota, Dinophyceae, Syndiniales, Amoebophryaceae.
GGCGGCACAAGCACUACUGGGACAGGAGCAGCGGGGGCAUCGUCACAAGUUCUAAAAACCUCCGACGGGCAGUUCCUUUUGAAUCCAACAACCGGUUCGUUCACCCUCGCCCCAACAGACACAACAACAACUGCUGGAGCCACGACCACAAGGAUUGCGAAAACCGGCCGGGAAAAAGCAGUGGAAUUUCUCAUGCAGAAAUGCUACCCAAAUGACGCAACUUUAACCGCAAAUGAUGAGUACAACGUGAUCCUCGACCAAGCACAGACCCUAGGCGCGAACUACUACGCGCCACCUUUAGUUUCGGAGAGAACGACGUUUCAGCUCUUUGUCCACCCGUUUGCGCCGCGGUUGGAGCACCGCAACAGCUUUCCGUUGUUUCCCAGUAGGAGAGUGUCGUCGGCUCCUGCGGGGAGUGGUGGUGGAGGUACGGUUGCCGGUCCUGUGCAGGAGCAAUUCCCGAUCGAGCUCCCACGCACGUUUCAAUGGGUGAAAAAUGAACGUUUUGGAAUUUUCGAGUGGCAAUUAUUGCCGGAUACCGAGAAUUACACGACAAAGUUCACGGUUUUGGGCAUGAUUGUGCAGCACGGGGUGACAACAACAACGUCCGCUGAGGAAAACACAAACAGUCAAAACACGUUCCAUUUACCAAAAACUUUAAUCCAACCGCUCUCCUUCACUUUCGCCGACUCGUUUCCAAAAUCCAUCGCCAUGACGAUUGGGGACAGGAAUAGUUUAAAGGAAACCAUUUUCCAAAUCUUCUUCGCCAUAGAACGACCAACAAGUGAAUCACCCGGCGUGGAGAUCGACUUUCCCAUUGGGUUCGGGAUUGAGCAGGAGUGUUGGGCGUUUAAUUUGCCGGAUGAGAACGUCUAUGCAUUGCAAAAGUGUCUGGGUCGUCUGGAAGGAUGCAACUUGUAAUGCUAAUUCUGGAUCGUGCAAAAAUCUGUGUUGCAUGAAUGCCAAAAGUUGUGCACUUUUGACCAAGUUGGGAGGAGGUUUCUCAUGCAGGAUAGGCAUGAUAGGUGAGGUCUCACAGAAUCUGUCAUGCUAGGUCCUGCAUUCCAGACGACAUGGAUCAUGGAAAAUCUGCAUGACAAGUCUUGGAAUCUUCCAGACCCAGACACUUUUGCAUUUGAUAACGUCAGGGAAAAGUGGUACAAACCGUUUGACAGCAGUACAGCAACCACAUCAGCUAUCAAACAAAAAAAGUUCGUCACGAUCAACUAUGCGCAUUUCUGCAAUACAAAACUUUCUGUCAUGCGUAAAAAUGCGUCACAGCCAAACUUCAUAAUCAUAAGGGAUAUCCCUAGUGUUUCCGCAAUACAAAGAAAAGCUGUGAUGCUAAGAAAAUAGAUUUGUAAUGCAAAACCUGCAAGGUAGUGACAAACUUUUUUAUUUUUCUCUCCAUAUCAACGAGCAGCUCUAGUUCAAGCGUUUCGGUUUCCUCUACUUCCAGCAACACAGAUUCAUUCGAGUCCGAUGAAGCGGCUUUCGGGGUUGGGAAGAUUGACUCCUGUGUAUCAAAAGGAAACUCCCCCCUCCCCAUAUCGAAACGAAGUUUCUGAUGCAGGAUUUGCGUACACAAAUCAGAUUUGUCUUGCUAGAGAGGACGGCAGGCCUAUGCUGAGCCUGAGGAGGGAGCUUUUGGGCUAGGCACUGAGCAUGGCAAACGUCUAGUCUGUAGGGCCAACAGCAUCACAAACCGCCUGCAGAAUGCGGCGGAGCCGGUGGGGUUGCGUUCUUGCAAGACAGAGACGAUUUGUGGUCACAAAUCAGCAUUACAAAUUUCUUGAGACGUCGCACCUUCUCGAUAUGGGGAGGGGAAAUUUUUCCUUACGAUACUGUGCUGGUAGCUACAGUGAGGACUUGGUGAAGUUUGUCGGGAGCAACAGCGAUACUACAGGGGAGCAGCUGUCUUCCUACAGCUUCAACCGCGCGACUUUGAAACUGGCGGAGAAAUUGUCCCCGGGGAUCAUUUACGGGUUUGAGUUGGUAGUGAAACCGGUGGAGAAGGGGGAUUAUGAGAGGUUGUACGGAGGAGGUGGUGCUGGUGGUGGAGCAGCGUCAUCGUCUACGGCUAGUACUGUUUUUACGACCACUUCUGCUCCUGUAUCGUCCGCGACGGGCUCAAGUAGUACAACAACCGCCGCCAAGUGGGAAUUCAAACUCCGAACCUUAAACAAACACUCCGAGCCGAUGGACGAAACCCUCUACAACAUCCCCUGGUCGGUCGACGGGAUUUACCCGAGUCACAUUGAUCCGGCAACUAAUUCCUACACUUUAACCGACUUCUUCACCCAACCUUACCAAAUCCACGAGUUUGAGAAUGUCACUUCCUAUCCAGUGCAAAGACAUCGCACUCGUAGUAAUUGCAAUUAUGCAUUACAAAUCUCAACUCCAAGGUCAAACAGCAUAACAACUUCCAUUUGCCAUGCUGAGGUAACUUGUAAUGCAGUUACUACUAGUACGGUGCUUUUGCAAUCCAUGUCUCCCCUUCUACCACAAUCCCUGUAACGGAAAGAGAAAACAUUCCAGAAAAUUUCCUCCCGCAGAUCUAUUUCCACGACCCCAGACCCUCGUUUUUGUAUCAAAUGCAAAAUGUCUGGGUCUGGAAGAGUGGAACUUGUAAUGCUGUCUGCGGAUUCUAAAAAUAUCUGUGUUGCGUGCGCAGUAAGACGAGUCAGCUCGUCUUGGCACGCGGAGAGGGCAAUUGUCAUGCGUAAUUAGCAUCAAGAAGCUCUCGAAAAAUCUGUGAUGCUAGCACCAGCAUCACAGACCUGAUGGGUCCUGAAAAAUGUGCAUGACAAGCCCCGACUCUUCCAGACAUCCAGGGAUGUUUGCAGUGCAUAUUUUGACCAACAGCCCCACUUUGGUGGUAAUCUCGAAUUUGAAGCUGUUUGGUUAUGGCGUUCUCAACUGUAGUUACGUUCUCCACUCCUACAUGAGUUUGUGAUGCAAGAACGGCAAACGUGAUAUGGGGGAUCUUGUGCGUCUUGCAUGACAGACUUGGCACAGUAGAUUCCCAGCCCGUUUGAUGACCCUUCAAGAAUUUGUCAUGCGAAGCAGCUUGGUCGUGUCAAUUCUGAUAGCAAUUUUGCAUGGCAAGUUCAUGUAACAGCUGAGAGUGUAACAUUUGAGAAUCCCAUAUUGGGAGGGAGAAGAUUUUGAAAAUCACCGCCCCGUACGGCUUCGAGUGGGAUUGGGAUGGUAUAUGCAAGAAAAAAAGUGUGUAAGUGUAAAUCUGUGAUGCAGAAAAUGCAGAACUGUUACACUGACUUGUCAUGCCGGACAGCCACGAAGUCCUCUUUUCAACAUAUGUGUUUUCCCUUACAAGCCACGCAUGACAGGUUUUCGCUGUCAUGUAAAGCAAAUUUGUGAUGCUGUUAGCCAAAGAAAGUUACACUUACACAGUUUCUUUCCCUGGAUAUGGUAGCAAAAUAAGCGACUAUUGGGGCCCGUAUUGGCCGACGCAGGGGAGUUACCGGCUCUGGAUUGAUAGUACUCUAAAAGAAGAGUUCCGAACGAAUUUUACUAGCAGCUACUUGACAGAGGUGAGCAGUGCUGGAGAG